AUGGCGGCCACCCAGCAAGCUAUAGAGGUCGACGAGAAAAAGGUGGUUGGGAAGAGUUCUGAGGCUUCGGUAGAUGCCAAAGAGGAGAGCACUCUGGUCAAGGACCAUGAUUUCUACUUCAACUUUUACUCUUCCCUCCAAAACCAAGCCAACAUGAUCGGAGACAUCUCAAGGACCGGGACUUAUCGGAAGGCUAUCCUUGGUAAUGCUGCUAUUGCAUUCACCGACAAGACUGUCUUGGAUCUGGGUGCUGGUUCCGGUAUCCUGUCGUACAUGUCGGCGCAGGCCGGAGCCAAGCAAGUGAUUGCCCUGGAAGCUUCGUCCAUGGCCGAGAAGAUUGAGAUCAUGAUCAAGGCCGCCAACCGCGGUAAGAACAACCCUCAUCUUAAGGACCGCAUCCGCGUCGUCCGUGGUAUGGUCGAGAACAAGAAGGUGCAGGCCGAAGUUCUCAAGACUGGCAAGGUGGACACUAUCAUCUCUGAACCCAUUGGUGUGAUGCUGUUGCACGAGCGAAUGGUCGAAUCUUUCAUCCUUGCGCGAGAUCUGUUCCUCAAGCCCGGGGGCCAAGUGCUUCCCUCGGCUGGUCAUAUUUUCUUCUGCCCCUUCACGGAUGAGGCUCUGUAUACCGAGACCGACCAGAAGGCUCAGUUCUUCAAUGCCACCCUCUUCGGUACCGAUUUCUCAGAGCUCUACGAUGCCGCCCGAGAGGAAGUUUUCGCCCAACCCGUCGUCGGCAUGUUCCCCCCAACCUCCCUCGUCUCCACCCCCCUCCCCCCUCAACAAUCAUUUGACUUCCACACCGUCACCACCGACGACCUCCUCGCCUUCACCACCCCCAUCGACUUUGUCGUCUCCCGCACAUGCCUCGUGCACGGCCUCGCUUCCUGGUUCGACCUUGACUUCAAUCCUCGGGUACCGCCCAAGGCUGAUGGGACGCAUUGGGGUUUCCCGGUGGCGCCGUCGAAUGCGUGGCAGUGGAUGGCGCAGGAGAAUCCGUUGAAUCCUGGUGCGACGCCGCCCCCGCCUGCUGAUGGGUUGAACGUUGCGCUUUCGACGGGUCCUGAUGCCGUUCGAACUCACUGGCAACAAGCCCGCCUCCUCCUCCCCGAGCCCCUCGCCGUUAACAAGGGCGAACGCAUCACUGGCUCCAUCCGUUUCACAGUCAACGAAGCUCGUUCCUACGACCUCCUCCUCGAGCUCGAAGUCGACAGGCCGGGAUUGGAGAAUUGGAAGGGGCCCAACCCAUUGAAGAGGAAGGCGAACUAUCUCUUGCAACAGCAAUGUUUCAACUACUCGUACAACCCCGAUGCCGCGGCUAUGGGGAACCUCGGCCUUAACGGAGGACUGGCCAUGUAA
This is a messenger RNA of Cryptococcus wingfieldii CBS 7118, 1356 nucleotides long. Its product is annotated as histone-arginine methyltransferase CARM1. Gene Ontology annotation, biological process: peptidyl-arginine methylation. Gene Ontology annotation, molecular function: protein-arginine N-methyltransferase activity. The record is from RefSeq and is a predicted model, not a curated record. Bases 1 to 1356 code for a protein of 451 amino acids. NCBI's taxonomy places the organism in Eukaryota, Fungi, Basidiomycota, Tremellomycetes, Tremellales, Cryptococcaceae. The transcript has 8 exons.